AUGCAGUGUUUAUCGACAGGGUAACAACUCCAAUUAGAUCAACUUCCAAUUAGACUGGACAUGUAACACAAACAUCAUCAUAUUAAGACAGAUCAGAGAGAGAAUUGUAAGGAACAGUUCGCUCUCUCUUGGGUCGUAUUUUGAUGUGAUUUUCCAUACUUUCCAAUUCGCCGCGAAAAAUUUUCUUCUUCGGAAUCGUUCGAUCAGGUUUUGGGGAAAAUAAAAUCAACACUUUUUUCCUUCGUUUCGUUGAAUGCCUGAAUCUCACGCAAAUCUGUUCAAGUAGACUCGGUCUUGGGGAAAGUCGCGUUCUUUAUACGUUUCUUUCAAGUUAGCCCCGGAAAGGUUUUUGAUUCGUUGGCCCUUUUCUUCCCGGGUCGGGGUUAAUCCCAUCGACGACGAGAAGAGUAUAUAUGCAUCUAAUUACUCAUGAAAGCGUAUGAAUUGGCGGAUCUGGUGCUGGGAUUAGAAUAGGGUUAUCGAGAUUAUAGUGUCUAAUUCCGUGGAGAUGAGUGGAAGUGGGGAUUCCUCCGGCGAUUCCCGGGCCGUUGGAGAUGUUAUCUGCAACGCUGGAGCCGGAGCAGCCGCCGGUGCAAUAGCUGCGACCUUUGUAUGCCCAUUGGAUGUGAUUAAGACAAGGUUACAGGUUCUUGGUCUUCCUGAAACUCCAACAGGUCAAAGAGGUGGUGUGAUUAUAACAAGCCUACAGAAUAUAAUAAGGAACGAAGGUUUUAGGGGACUGUAUCGAGGGCUCUCACCAACCAUAAUAGCUCUCCUUCCAAAUUGGGCUGUAUACUUUACGGUUUACGGGAAGCUAAAGGAUCUACUUCAGUCAAGCGACGGGAAACUUGGUGUUGGGGCUAACAUGAUAGCUGCUGCUGGUGCUGGGGCUUCCACAGCUAUUGCCACUAAUCCAUUUUGGGUCGUCAAGACGAGAUUAAUGACACAAGGAAUGAGGCCGGAUGUUGUUCCUUACAAAAGUGUACUGUCUGCAUUUAGUAGGAUUUGUCAUGAAGAAGGGUUGCGAGGGUUUUAUAGUGGCAUUUUACCUUCGCUAGCGGGGGUAAGUCAUGUUGCUAUCCAAUUCCCUGCAUACGAAAUGAUCAAGCAAUACAUGGCGACAAUAGGUAACACAACUGUAGACAAGCUGAGUCCUUCGGAUGUUGCAAUUUCCUCCUCGAUCUCUAAAGUAAUCGCCUCUGUAAUGACUUACCCGCAUGAGGUUGUGCGAUCCAAGCUUCAAGAACAAGGACAAGUAAGAAAUGUCACCGUUCAGUAUUCUGGACUCGUAGACUGCAUCAAGAAAGUUUUCCGAAAAGAAGGGAUUCCCGGGUUUUACCGUGGCUGCGCUACUAACCUACUGAGGACAACUCCCUCGGCCGUUAUUACAUUCACGAGCUACGAGAUGAUUCAUCGGUUUCUUCUGCAAGUGGUGCCUCCAGACAAGGAUAACAGAAGAACAGAAACCAAGAGUCUAGGAAGCCGGGAAGAAGAACAGAAAGAUUUGGGUUCGAGAGAACCACAGACUCAAUCUAAGAAGAUUAACACUUCUCCCCCUAUCCCCCUCGGAAACAAAUAGGCCAUUGUUAAAUCAUUGCUUUUUUGAGCGCCGCCAUAGGUUUUUCUUAUUGUUUACCAUAAUGUUAUAGCAAACAAUUUUCUUCUGCUAUGUUUUUUUUUUUUUUCUGGUGAAGGAUAAAUUUUAUAUGUAGGGGAACUAAUUUACAAUGUCAGGACCAACGUCCUGUGUCUCA
Tarenaya hassleriana is the source of this 1754-nucleotide messenger RNA. RefSeq names its product nicotinamide adenine dinucleotide transporter 2, mitochondrial-like. Gene Ontology annotation, biological process: NAD transmembrane transport. The coding region runs from base 509 to 1579 and encodes 356 amino acids. The record is from RefSeq and is a predicted model, not a curated record. NCBI's taxonomy places the organism in Eukaryota, Viridiplantae, Streptophyta, Magnoliopsida, Brassicales, Cleomaceae. The transcript is spliced from 9 exons. Gene Ontology annotation, molecular function: NAD transmembrane transporter activity.